Rubroshorea leprosula is the source of this 1965-nucleotide messenger RNA. NCBI's taxonomy places the organism in Eukaryota, Viridiplantae, Streptophyta, Magnoliopsida, Malvales, Dipterocarpaceae. The record is from the annotation of a GenBank genome assembly.
AGGCAUAAAAAUGAAGAAGUGUCCAUACCAUAUAUUGAAGUUAGAAGAAUAAUUGCCCAGCCAGAAGGGUUUUUUUCUUCUUUUCUGAAAGGCUCGAGGCAGAAGCUUAUGAUAAGCAAUGGUUGGAAGUGCUCGUGCAUUGUCUCCCACAAAAAAUGUUCUAAGAGCACUAUGGGCUCCCAUCUUGAUACUACACCUCGGUGGUCCGGAUACCAUAACUGCUUACACUUUGCAAGAUACCCAGCUCUGGACCAGACACAUCCUCACCUUAGUGGUCCAAUCCUUCUUUGCCAUUUAUGUCAUUUAUUUGUCAUGGAUCUAUCUUAGGCUUUCCAUUUUGACCAUUCCUCUCAUAUUGGCUGGAAUAAUUAAAUAUGUAGAGAGGAUUUUGUGUCUUGAGCUUACUAGCUCUAAGAAAACAGAACCGGUCAUCUCCGAGUCUCAUCAUCAAGAUGAGUUAGAGAUGUCAAUAUUCAUUGACAAAUUUCUAGCUGAACAUGCAGAUUCCAUAAUUGUGGUACUAGGCUAUUUAUUGUUUUCAGUCAUGAGACCAGAUGUACAUGAUUAUUUGAGCGGUAAGUUGUAUCUUCGGUCCUCUCAAGCAACAGCAAGGGUAAAAACUUACUUGAAGGGAACUAAAUUCAACCAUCAGAAGUCAGUUUUGGUAAGUUUGCUAGAAAGGGGAAAGCUAAGUGAAAAUCCUUUUGAAAUAGCUGCUGCAGAAAUGGGGUUCAUUUUCGACACUGUUUACACAAAGACUUCUUUGAUUUAUACCAAGAAAGGAUGUGUCUUGCGCGUCAUCAGCUUCACUUGCUCCUUUUCAGUUCUAAUGUUCUUCUUGAUCAGCAUCAUCAACGAGCCGAAAUUCCAUUUCUCAAGUGUUGAUAUUCGCAUAACAAUCAGCUUGUUGGUUGGAGCCGUGGCACUGGAAUUUUUUGCGGUGUACUCAAUGUUUUCUUCUCAUUGGGCAAUUCCUUUGAUCUUGUUUCAUGAAAAUCGUUGGGUACGCAAAAUCCUCUGGUACGUCUUCAAAUACUUUCCUCGCUUGUUAUUUCCUCAAAGGAAUAGGUGGUCAGGUAGGAUGGGGCAAUUUAAUUUGUUAGAUUAUUACUGGAAUUCCAGUAAUUCCAAGGUUUAUGGCUUUCUAGAAAAGUCUUUUAGCAGCCGUAUUCUUGAAAAUUUGCACAAGUACAACUGUACUAGGCUAAUAGAGAGCAUUGAAUUGGACUUUGAUAUCAGCAUCAUAGUCUGGCACCUUGCCACGAGUAUUUGUUACCAGCAAGAUGUCCAUGCCUUGCAACCUGCUAUGCUAUUGCCUGAGAGCUGUAAGAGUUUUUGGUUGGAUGUUUGCGACAAGCUUAAAGAUCUGUUCUACGAGGAAUUGAAUAUGGAUCAUGCUUUGACCUUAUUGUUAAACCAGGAUCCGCACACUGCAUGGUACAAUAUUAGUACAGAGAAGGCCGAAAAAGGGGAAAAGAAAACCGACAGUGCUAUCGCAGACCCAUUGAAUGAACUGCUACAGUAUGCGUUAAAUCUAGUCAGAACACUCAACUCGAGAGAUAUAUGGGAUAGAUGGAAGAUGAUAAAAGACAUGUGGAUAGAGAUGCUUCUCUAUGCAGCGCAUUCGUGCCACCGUGUAAACCAUAUUAAGCAGCUGGCACGAUCCGACCGUGAAUUCCUUACCCUCAUUUGGGUAAUGUGUGGAUCUUGGUUUAUCGAAGCAACCAAAAUGCUUGAAGUUGAAGAACCAACAGUUUUGAAUAUGUUUCUUUGAUAAUGGGCACUUGGCUUGGGCUUGGACUUGGUCCUUGCUGAAAAUGAUUUUUUUUUUUUUUCUGAAUUUGAUUUUGAAUUUCGAGUUGAAAUGUUAAGUGCUAUGUCUACGGACAAUGCAACAGACAACAUAAAUGUUCUCUUUUGGAAACAACCAUUGGAGAUGUUUGUUAAUAACACUUGUUCAAUGUU